AUGGCAAGUCACGGUCAGCAAAUUCCUGUCCCUCUCACUGACAGCGACGCUCCCGCUCCAGCCGCUGCCGAAGCCGCGCGCUGGACCUGCCCCAUUUGCAACGACGACGGCCUCCUUAGCAAUAGGUACCGCCACCUUUCCAAGCACACCACACAAUGCUGGUGGCACCCAUGCCCGGACGGUUGCCCCAAAUUCGAUGCUCCGAGAGGACUGACGGAUCACCUCCUUCAUGCUCAUAAUGGGCGUAACGCCCUGUGCCCGUGGCCUAAAUGUGAACACAGGCUCUCAACGCGUAGCGAUGUUAGAGUUCUACAUUUGCGUCAACACAUUUUCGCCGAAGAGGAGUAUUGCCUGGCACGUGGUUUCACUCCUGGAGGCCAGCGGAUCCAAACGAUUCAUAGGCGCCGCCGACAACCACGUACACCGCCUCCUCUUCUUACUCAACCGCCUAUGCUGCCCCCUCAGCCGCCUGUGCCGCCUCAUCAAGCGUACAUGCCUGCUCUUUCUCAACCAUUCCCUACGCCGCAUUACUUAGUCCCAGCUCCGCAUCAGCAAGCGGUCAUGUCUCCUCAACCACUGCCGAUCCCCAUUGACCCUCAAAUCCUCGCGGAGGAGUCCCGUUUGGCACUUAUGCCGCCUCAUCCAGUCCAUAUGCAAUCUCGUCCCGUCAACACUCACCCCCAAGCAAGCCUGUCGUCUCAAAAUCCCCGAGGCCCCUCAGGCGAGGAUCUGGACGAGGCGGAUGAUUCUCAAGAUGGUGCUGGACUCGUUGACAAGCAGCCCAAGAAUGCGGAGGAUUGGGAGAAGGCCUGA
This is a messenger RNA of Pseudomassariella vexata, 813 nucleotides long. RefSeq lists its product as uncharacterized. The transcript is spliced from 2 exons. The record is from RefSeq and is a predicted model, not a curated record. NCBI's taxonomy places the organism in Eukaryota, Fungi, Ascomycota, Sordariomycetes, Amphisphaeriales, Pseudomassariaceae. Bases 1 to 813 code for a protein of 270 amino acids.